Molecule: messenger RNA, 918 nt
Organism: Fomitopsis serialis
Lineage: Eukaryota; Fungi; Basidiomycota; Agaricomycetes; Polyporales; Fomitopsidaceae
Exons: 2
Coding region: 1-603 (200 amino acids)
Source: RefSeq, a predicted model, not a curated record
AUGUCUUGGAGUACGCUGGCACCAAACGGGGUGUUCUAUCAAAACCCAGAUGCGAACUUGUGGAGGGACCCUGACGCACCGUGUAGCUGGGUUGUGCAUUGGCCAGCGACAUGUCAGGACGGAGGCUCCUCCGACCAGGUCAUGCACCUGAGACCAGCAAACGUUACGGCAGCAAUGCCACACCAGCCAAUUGGAACAGAUGAUAUCGACAUUCAGGCGGUCGAGCACGGGGCCAGCGGGGCAGCCUGCGCACCCGACAAUAUCGUAUGGAACGACGAAGAGAUCGUCGAGACAUCGACAGCUGUCGAUGAGGCCGAGUCCAUGGUUGGAGGUACCCUGUGGGGGGCGACGGACCCCUUGGCGUGGCAGGACGACGAGAUUUUCGAAACUUCUACGACCAUCGAAGAGGCCGAACACAUCAUUGGCGGCACGAUCCGCAGGGCUUAUGGGUCCAGGAUGCCCAGUGCCCACCAACGUACAGACUCUGGGAGUACCCAGAGCUCGGCAACCCUCGCGAGCAUCCCGGAUGCUAGCGUGCGAGUGAGGACUUGGGCAGAGGUGGUCAGAGCCACGCCCCGAAACCAGACUGGAGGCAGGAAGUAGGCGAGCUUCUCCGCGUAGCCGGUAAGUCGAAGUCUUUGUAUAUGCGAUGAAUGGCGCGCAUUGACGGGCUGCUCCUUUUCAGGGCGUGCGGUCGACCUAGGCAUCCAGUGAAGUACGAGUUAGGGUUGUCGCGGAGGCAAGGGUGUGGCACAGUGCAAGGCGGAUCGGAAACGGUGGAAAAAAAGGAUGCUCGGCGAACGGCUCGAGCGAUGUAUCGUCUUGUAUUCGCAUUUCUGCUUCUAUACCAUUUCUUUCUUCUUGCAAGCGAGUGCGACGCCACGACCAAUGAAAUCGACGCCAGCGCCCGGGUCCGAC